AUGUUUUUUAUGAGAUCGCUCUUUACAGGGGGAGAUCUGGACUGGGAGCCAGAAGACAAGAAACCAUUCACCCUUAUAGACUACAGCUCAGCAUUCAACACAAUUGUGCCUGCUAAGCUCGUUCCCAAGCUCAGGAACCUGGGUCUUAACACCUCCCUCUGCAACUGGAUCCUGGACUUCCUGACGGGCAGACCCCAGGUGGUGAGAAUGGGUAACCUCACCUCUUCUGCACUGACCCUGAGCACCGGAGCCCCUCAGGGCUGCGUACUCAGUCCCCUCCUGUACGCCCUGUUCACGCACGACUGUGUGGCCACACGCAGCUCCAAUGCCAUCUUCAAGUUUGCAGACGACACCACCAUCCUGGGUCUCAUCUCCAACAACGAUGAGACCGCCUACAGAGAGGAGGUCAGUGUCUUGGCAACAUGGUGCCAGGACAAUAACCUCUCUCUCAACGUCUGCAAGACUAAGGAGAUGAUCGUGGACGUUCAGGAAGCGACAGGGGGGGGGUGCACCAUUGAGAGCAUCCUCACUGGCUGCAUUACUGCCUGGUACGGCAGCUGCUCCGCUGCUGACCGCAAAGCCCUCCAGAGGGUGGUGAAGACAGCGGAGCUGUGCAAGGGCAGUGCGAUACGAUGGGAUGAGCUGGACGCAGUUGUGGUCAGCCGCACCCAGCGGGGGAAGGGGGAGAGCUUUGCAGACCCCUCCACCUGGCGACAUGUCAGUCACACCGGCAUCUCGGUUGAGGCGCACAAGCGCACCAAACCCGUCAAUGCCCACUUCAGUGUCCAAAUCUCUGAGCUAACACCUACCAUCGACUGCGCCGAGCAGCCAACGCAUACCAUCGACUGCACCAAGGAGCUAACUCCCACUAUCAACUUCACCGAGGAGCUAACUCCCACCAUUGACUGCGCAUGGGAGCUAACGCCUACCAUCGACUGCACCGAGCAGCUAACUCCUCCCAUCGACUGCGCCGAGGAGCAACCUCCAACUAAGAACUGCGCUGAGGAGCUUGCUCCCACCAUUGACUGUGCAAAAGAGCUAACGCCUACCAUCGACUGCGCCGAGCAGCCAACGCCUACCAUCAACUGCACUGAGGAGCUAACUCCUAACAUUGACUGCACCAAGGAGCUGACUCCUACUAUUGACUGCACUGCGCAGCCAACGCCUACCAUCGACUACGCCGAGCAGCCAACGCCUACCAUCAACUGCACUGAGGAGCUAACUCCUAACAUUGACUGCACCAAGGAGCUGACUCCUACUAUUGACUGCACUGCGCAGCCAACGCCUACCAUCGACUACGCCGAGCAGCCAACGCAUACCAUUGACUGCACCGGGCAGCCAACGCCUACCAUCGACUGCGCAGAGGAGCGGCCUCCAACUAUCAACCGUGCUGAAGAGCUAACUCCUACCAUCGACUGCGCCAAGGAGCUAACUCCCACCAUCGACUGCGCAGAGGAGCUAGCUCCUACCAUCGACUGCACCGAGGAGCUAACACCUACCAUCAGCUGCACUGAGAAAGAUCUUACUACUGACUGUAUGAAAGACUCACUUCCUACCAUUGACUCUGCAGAGCGGCCAACAUCUAAACCUGACUGCGCUGAGAAAGAUCUUACUACUGAUUGUAUGAAAGAGCCAACUCCUACCAUCGACUGCACCGAGGAGCUAACUCCUACCAUCGACUGCACAGAGGAGCCAACUCCUACCAUCGACUGCACAGAGGAGCUAACUCCUACCAUCGACUGCACAGAGGAGCUAACUCCUACCAUCGACUGCACCGAGGAGCUAACUCCUACCAUCGACUGCACAGAGGAGCCAACUCCUACCAUUGACUGUGCAGAGGAGCCAGCUCGUUUCAUUGCCUGCACAGCAGAAUUGCACAGAGCUGUUGCCAUCGACAACCUCCUGUUGACAUUGCCUGUGCAGCCCCAGCUCUUACCAUUGACUGCCCAGAGCCGUUGUCCCUGACUGAUGAUCAUAAUGAGCAGAAAGAAGAACUAAAGAAGAAAAAGAAGAAAUGGUUGUUGAAGAAAGGAAAGAAGGGGACAAAGGAAAAGUCAGUAUCCCUGACAGUUCACUGCUCAGAAGAGUCAGUCCUGACCCUCGACUGUGCAGGGCUAACAUCGGCCCAGAACAUCGACUGUGCAGUGCAGACAUCGGCCCAAAACAUCGACUGUGCAGUGCAGACAUCGGCCCAGAACAUCGACUGCGCAGGGCUAACAUCGGCCCAGAACAUCGACUGUGCAGUGCAGACAUCGGCCCAGAACAUCGACUGUGCAGGGCAGACAUUGGCCCAGAACAUCGACUGUGCAGAGCAGGUAAUGGCCCAAAACAUCUACUGCACAGAACGACCUGCUGUUCCAAUUGACUGUGCAGCAGCUCUUGACAUUGACUGCACAAAGCCGCCGUCCCUGUCUGUUAGUCAUACUGACCAGGAAGAAGAAAAAGAAGAAAAAAUGGUCUUUGAAGAAAGGAAGGAAGGGGACAAAGACAGUCCACUGCUCAGAAGAGCCAGUCCUGACUCUCCACUGCGCAGAGCAGACAUCGACCUGUAACAUCGACCAUGCAGAGCAGACAUCGGUCCAGAACAUUGACCGUGCAGAGCAGCCAGCUCUUCCUAUUGGCUGUGUAGAAAAGCCUGCUCUGUCUAUUGACUGCACAAAACAACAAAGGCUGGAAUUCCAAAGCUGUAGGAAGUUCCAGGAGGAACACAGCAUCCAGAAGGAGACCCAGAGGAUUACAAUCGAUCACACUGUUCUCGGGUUCCCAAACAUCGGGAACACGUUACAUGAACACGACUCUCCAGAGUCUCUUCGGUCUCCGAAUCUUCACCCAGGACAUCAGGGGAGAGGAAGGCUGCUGGAGGUCAAAUAUAACCAUUUU
Anguilla rostrata (American eel) is the source of this 2880-nucleotide messenger RNA. Its product is annotated as mucin-2-like. NCBI's taxonomy places the organism in Eukaryota, Metazoa, Chordata, Actinopteri, Anguilliformes, Anguillidae. The record is from RefSeq and is a predicted model, not a curated record. The coding region runs from base 1 to 1965 and encodes 654 amino acids. The transcript has 8 exons.